AUGGCGCAGUGGGAGAAUUUCAAUCACAUCUUCAAUUUCAAUAAAAAGCUCUCAUAUGAUGCAAAAGUGGUUGAUCAAAUUAUAUCCAACCGUAAAGCACUGGAGAACCAGCUGUUUGCUGAUCGCUUGCUAGGCGUCGCGGGCAUCAAAGCAGUGUCACAGGUCUAUCCUCCCAAAACGAACGAUGAACUCCGAUCGCUCGUUGACCAGAUUGUCUCCUCGGAACUGGACAUUCAUCACAAGCAGGCCUUGAUCUAUUACAUCUUGAAAGACUGUCGCAGUGCCCCGGAAGCAGCUUCUCACUUUGCGCAGAACUGCCAUCUUCCAGAAAAGUAUCGUCUUUUCAUUGAGGGUCUCUGGAACUUGGAUCGCCUUGAAUUUCGACGCGCGAUUGAAUGCCUCACUGAGCCCUCCCUCAUCCCAACUUUCCCAGAUGAUAUUCUUUACGUCUUGACCUUGCCGCAUCUUCCCAAACAUGACGACAGCCUCGCCAUUGCGUACUAUCUCACCACCGCUCCUCCUCUGGCUGGCCCCAAGGUGCAACGAGCAUUCUUUGAAACCCUCUGCCGAUCCAACGUGACGGAGGCAUUUUUCUUUACUCGUAAAUGGGAUGAGUCUCAGCGACGGAUCUACUUUGAGCAGCUCAUUGAAUUUGUGAUGAGGACACCAGCCGGGCAGACACGGAGCAAGCGCGCCAUAGAACUGGUUGGUCUGCCUCUGGGGGAAGAUGAGGAGGCAUGGUUUGAGGAGACACUCCUGCAUGGGGCUGCGAGAGCUUUGCCAGGAGCCAAGGAUACGGUGAUGAUGCGACGAUUAGCCACCGGGCAUAUCACAGAACUUGGCAACGAGCUGGAGGCCUUGGGCGGCAAAAAAGUAGAUGGGCUGAACUGGGACACAUUGCGAGAGAGCAUGCGACGAACACAGAAUUAA
Penicillium oxalicum is the source of this 930-nucleotide messenger RNA. Its product is annotated as ELYS family protein. The record is from RefSeq and is a predicted model, not a curated record. The coding region runs from base 1 to 930 and encodes 309 amino acids. The transcript is spliced from 3 exons. Lineage: Eukaryota; Fungi; Ascomycota; Eurotiomycetes; Eurotiales; Aspergillaceae.